Molecule: messenger RNA, 1214 nt
Organism: Frankliniella occidentalis (western flower thrips)
Lineage: Eukaryota; Metazoa; Arthropoda; Insecta; Thysanoptera; Thripidae
Product: histidine protein methyltransferase 1 homolog
Exons: 6
Coding region: 137-1042 (301 amino acids)
Biological process (GO): peptidyl-histidine methylation, to form tele-methylhistidine
Molecular function (GO): protein-L-histidine N-tele-methyltransferase activity
Source: RefSeq, a predicted model, not a curated record
UGUACCGGUACAAUUAUUUACAGAUUGUAAACAUUCUUCUGCUUGUGUGUUCCUCAAUUUUUGAGAACAUGUUUCUCCGGUAUAUCAGUUAUUCAUUUACCUUUGCGCUGUGACAUUGGCAUCAGUAGCUAUAGACAUGUUCAAAUUUUCAUUUUCUCGUCCUGAUGGAGAAAAUGAUAACAGUGAUCAAGCAGCUGCUGCACAACAAGAUGCUUCAGAUUUGGAGUGGUUGCACUCAGAAAAAGUGGAAGUCUCCUCCUCACAUUUAAACUAUAUGCUUUCUCAUCAAGAUUCAGUAAGCCAAACAAAUAUAUCCAAUUUUAGACUACAACAUUUGUCAACAAAAUCGGUAGUCAAAUCUGUGUUGGAAAAGUCUGAAUCUGGCAGUGGUAUUAGAGUUGCAGAAGAGCUACAAUCAGAUUUAGUUCCUUCCAAAUAUGAAGGUGGAUUAAAAAUUUGGGAGUGUACAGAGGACCUUUUAUCUUGGCUGAUAUCAGAUGGCCCUGAUACAAAUUUGGAAGGAAAAUAUGUCUUAGAUUUAGGAUGCGGUGCAGGUUUACUUGGAAUCGCUGCUCUAAAAUAUGGCGCUGCUGUGGUUUUUCAAGACUAUAACAAAGAAGUUUUAGAUUCUUGCACUAUACCAAAUGUUCUCUUAAACCUAUCAGACGAAGAAUCUCAAAGACUCAUCAAUAACAAGAGCCAAGGUGGCCCAAACUGUGAAUUCUACAGUGGUGAUUGGUCUUCUUUUUCCGACAAAUUGCAGGAACAGAGAAAUAGUGAAAUAAAAUUUGACUACAUAUUGACUUCAGAAACGAUUUAUAAUCCACAAAAUUACAAUAAACUUAUUGAUGUGUUCAAGAAAUUUCUUAAAACUUCUGGCUCUGUGUACCUAGCAGCUAAAACCUACUACUUUGGUGUGGGAGGAAGCCUUAGAGAGUUUGAAACCACCAUGGCAAAAGACAGUUCAUUGAAAUGCGAGGUAUGCUGGAAAUGUCCCUCAGGUGUAUCUAGAGAAAUUCUGAAGAUAACUUUUGUGAAAUAAAACCAAUUGGGAUUCAACUCUUUGUAUAUUUUAGCAUGACAUUUUACAAAAUAAUAAUGUAUACAAAAGAAAAUUGUCAGAACAACUACCUUAAUUUGCUACCUGCUGAUUAUGCUACAAUGAUACAAUGUUCUUUUUUAUAUUAUAUCUUAUAAAGCAAAAUUCUUAAGUA